AUGUCUAAGAAUUCAUCCCAGGCUUCACUACGAGCCGGCGACAGCGAUGGAGAGCCAGCUCUCGAUUCGGAUAACGAGAGCUCUACAACAUCGGUCAUACCGAGCAUACUUACAUCCCGUCAGAUUCACGGAAGGACGUAUCAGAAUUUCAGCACCAACACCGAGUAUUGGGCGCCGAAUGAUGAGAAGCAGAGGGAAGCUUGGGAUAUGACUCAUGGGGUUCUUCUCAUGGCUCUGGAUGGCAAGCUAUUCCGAGCUCCUAUAUCCCCCGGCACGAUAUGCAAGCGCAUUCUAGAUAUCGGCACCGGAACGGGGCUCUGGGCUGUAGACGUUGCCCAAGCCUACCCAAACACGGAAGUAAUCGGCACCGACAUCACCCCUAUGCAGCCCAUCUUCGUUCCCAACAACCUCUCCUUCCAGCUCGACGACGCCCAACUCCCCUGGACCUUCCCAGACAACCACUUCGACUUCAUCCACACCCGCGGCCUCGUAGGCGCCAUCAAAGACUGGCCCUCCCUCUACUCCGAGAUCUACCGCUGCCUCAAACCCGGCGGCUGGAUCGAGCACGUCGAUUUUUCCCUCGAAGCCAAAGCCGACGAUGACUCCCUUCCGAAAGAGUCUCCGUUGCGCGCUUGGGCUGACGUGUUAAUCCGGGCCGGAGACAAGAUGGGGAGGACGUUUCGCGUGAUCGACGAGAGUAAGAAUAUGCAGUUGAUUCGUGAUGCGGGGUUCUUGAGGGUGAGGGAGAGGCGGUUGAAGUUGCCCUUGGGGGAGUGGCACGGGGAUGCGAAGUGGAAGACGAUUGGGAAGAUUAUGCAGGCGAUGUUGGAUGAUAGCAUUGACGGGUGUGGGAUGUAUGUCUUGACGUGUAUGUUGGGGUGGAAACUCGAGGAGGCGCAGGCUUAUAUUGCUCAGACGAAGAAGGUGUUGAAAGAUGAUUCUGUUCACGCCUAUUUUGAGGCGUCAAUUGUGUUUGCCCAGAAGCCACUUAAUGCAUUGUCGUAA
Molecule: messenger RNA, 1005 nt
Organism: Scedosporium apiospermum
Lineage: Eukaryota; Fungi; Ascomycota; Sordariomycetes; Microascales; Microascaceae
Product: tRNA(1)(Val) (adenine(37)-N(6))-methyltransferase
Exons: 6
Coding region: 1-1005 (334 amino acids)
Molecular function (GO): methyltransferase activity
Source: RefSeq, a predicted model, not a curated record